AUGUCAACCCACCCUCUCGAAGGCCUCGGCCUCGACCUCGACCUAGACCCAACCACCCCCAACCUCAACACAAGAGAUCUAGACCCAAACCUCCUACACACAGACACCUCCCUCCAAAAACGCUACACAACAAUCUCCAUCCCAUCAACCUACGGACGAAUCGACACCAGUCCCGCCGCAGGCACAGUAGUAGGCAUCGUCCUGGGCAGCGUAGCAGGCUUCGUCCUGCUAAUGUACGUCCUCUUCCUAGCCGUGAACCCAGGCGGGAUCGCCCGAGGCGGCGUCGCAGCACCAACUUCAUCCUCAAUAUCGAUGUCGAUGUCUAUGUCCAUGGACGACGAAGAGAUAGUCGAAGUGCGCAGUCGACGCGGGUCAUCGGCGGGUGGACGACGACACCGCGACGUGAUUGAGGUCACUGAGGAGCGGGAGACUUUCCGGGAUAGUUAUCGACGUCGGCCGUCGUCGCGACAUGAUCGUGUUGUUGUUGAGGAGUCUUUGGCUACUUCUACGACUGGGGAGAUGGAUGAGGAUAUUAUUGAGGUCGAGGAAGAGGAGUCGAGUGUUCCUUCUGAUAUUUCGCCGCGUCCGCCGAGGAGGUCUAGGAGGGGUGGGGUUAGACAUGUUGAUCCCCUUGCUUAUGGUGGGGGAAGUGAAUAUAGUGGUCGGGGGUGA
Messenger RNA from Penicillium coprophilum, 672 nucleotides. RefSeq lists its product as uncharacterized. NCBI's taxonomy places the organism in Eukaryota, Fungi, Ascomycota, Eurotiomycetes, Eurotiales, Aspergillaceae. The transcript has a single exon. The record is from RefSeq and is a predicted model, not a curated record. The coding region runs from base 1 to 672 and encodes 223 amino acids.